Messenger RNA from Orbicella faveolata, 1876 nucleotides. Its product is annotated as solute carrier family 49 member 4-like. Gene Ontology annotation, cellular component: intracellular membrane-bounded organelle; membrane. The record is from RefSeq and is a predicted model, not a curated record. Gene Ontology annotation, biological process: transmembrane transport. Gene Ontology annotation, molecular function: transmembrane transporter activity. Lineage: Eukaryota; Metazoa; Cnidaria; Anthozoa; Scleractinia; Merulinidae.
GUGAGAAAAAGAGAAGUGAAGUCAACGUCUCGUCUCGUUGUUGUGAUAAGAUGGACAAAGACGAAAAUAGUAGCCUUUUGCAAGGAGACUUAACUAAUGAUAAUCCCCAACUCGGCGAUGACAAUCAAGACCUGUCAUGGCGGAAUGCGAGGAAAUGUAAAGUGUACAAACGCCGGUGGUAUAUUCUAUUUGUGUUUACUCUUACUUCGAUCUUGUCGAACUUCAUGUGGAAUACUUGGGGUCCGAUCCAGAGACCUUGCCGAGUUGUAUUUGGUUGGGAAACAUGGACCGUUCUCCUGUUGUCUUCAUUUGGAGCAAUUGGUCCAAUUCUGGGUUUUAUUCCUUCGACGUGGCUAAUGGAUACAAAAGGGCUAAGGGCAUCUGUUUUCGUGACUUCUCUAAUGUUACUUGCUGGGAAAGCAAUUCAAGUGAUUCCUUUCAGUGACAUGACAGUGAAGACUGUGUUCAUUUAUGUUGGCCAUCUUGUCACCAUGCUUCCGAGCUUCAUAGCAAACGGAGCUCCUCCUUUGGUGUCAAGCACCUGGUUUCCUCCAAAUGAACGAACAACUGCGACAGCUAUUGGAACUUUGGCUGCCAACUUUGGUGCGGGAUUGGCAUUUUUUAUAGGACCAUCAAUGAUACCCAAGACAUUUGAUAACCCAGGGAACAGUAACCUCAAUCUGACAGACAAGGACAUAGGGUUCAUUGAAGCACGACUUAGGUACUACUUUUAUUUACAGACAGGACUUGCGGCAUUGCUAUUUGGCUGUGUUGCUGUGUACUUUCCCUCAAAGCCACCUCUACCACCAAGCAAAGCAGCAUUAACAAGAAAAGUGACAGAGAUUGGCUAUGUAGAAGGUUUAAAACUGUUAAUAAAAAAUCAGUCAUACUGGCUGCUUGUGUUUGUUUUGGCUGCAUCAUUUGGUAUUUACUUUGGUUGGACAUCAGUCCUGGAUCUUGCUGUUCAGCCAUUUAAUAUCAGCGAAAAUACUUCAGGAUGGCUAGGAACUGGUGGCAGCCUGGCUGGAAUUAUUUCAGGGAUAAUCAUUGCAAGGUCAGCAGAUGUUGUGAAGCGGUGGACCAAGCAAAUCCUUGUGGGUCUGUUCAUUGGCACUGUUGUCUGUCAGCUGAUCUUCACAAUGACCUGUGCAAGAAUCUUACCUUUCUUCCAGGGACUUUUAUUUGCUUCCAUCAUCUGCAGUGGACUGUUGUUCAAUGGCACCAUUCCACUAGUGUUCGAACUGAUCAUGGAGUGUGUGUUCCCAGUAGGGGAGGGGACAUCUGUCGGCGUGGGGCUUGUCCUUGCUAAUUCUGUGAUAUUCCUGUUUGAUGCAGCCUUCAUGUUUCCUAGGUCUGAUGUCCAGUGGAUGAACUGGGUUAGUGUUGGUGGCAUUGCAUUUUGUGUUCCUUUACUUCUUGUUUAUAAGAGUCAGUAUCGACGGCUUGACCUUGAUACAGAACCUAUCAAAGAGAUCUAAGAGACCUUUUGUAAUUGUGUAAAUCAGACAUUCUUUGAUUUCAGCAACAUGGAAGAAGUUGGAUCGUUGGUGCUUAUUGUUAGAUAAAAGUGAAACAGGUUUUUGAAAUGUUUUAUAAGCCUGAAAGGUGUUAAAAGUAGAGGUCAAUUGAGCGUCCUAGAGAUGCUGAUUACAACUUCUCGUAACACCAGAAAUGAGGGAAAAUUUCAGUGUCUUUAUUUUUUUCUUCUUGUUCCUUUUUUGUGGGGUUAACAAUCUCGAAAUUCUCUUUGAGUUUACUAAUCACACUGUCAUCAGUAAAGAGGUAGCACCUUUAAAUAUGUAUGAUUUUCCAUAUUAUAAAUUAUUAUAUAUUAAAUUCAUAAAUUAGUAUGAAUUAUCAUGUACAUAAUUAAAGA